Molecule: messenger RNA, 1077 nt
Organism: Candoia aspera
Lineage: Eukaryota; Metazoa; Chordata; Lepidosauria; Squamata; Candoiidae
Gene: SMPX
Product: small muscle protein X-linked
Exons: 4
Coding region: 261-518 (85 amino acids)
Cellular component (GO): costamere; muscle tendon junction; M band
Source: RefSeq, a predicted model, not a curated record
CAGUCUAUAUUUAGGAAGAACAACUGCAAGCUAUGACAGGAAUUCUCUUUUACACUUGGCUUCUGAACAUCGCUCCACUCCAGCCCCAGAAGUCCUUUCCCUUGACAGUAUCCACGGCACAAAGAACUUCAUCUAUUUCACAUGAAACAUCUCAGCUGACCUAAGGUGUCUCAGCAGCAAAAGGAGGUGUAGCAUUCACUGUUCUGACGGGCUGCAACUUUUCUGAUAUAAAUAAUCAGUGAAAAAUCUGUUGCUUAAAAAUGUCAAAUCAACGAGCUUCAAAUGUCAGAAGCAUUCAGGCAAAUAUUAACAUCCCAAUGGGAGCACUUUUGCCUGGCGCAGGUCAGCCUCCUAAAAGAAAAGAAUCUACUGAACCUGAAGAGAAUCUUCCAAGUCCACCUGAAGAAGAAAAGAAAAAGACUCUCCCAGGAGCCAAGAAGUUACCAGGCCCAGCAGUUAAUCUCUCAGAAAUCCAGAACGUAAAGAGUGAACUGAAAUUUGUUCCGCGAUUUGAAUAAUAAAAGAAAUGAAAUUGUAUGUAGAAGAUAUGAUCAUACCACUACCUGUGUGCUGAACCAAAGGAAAAUUACUUACAUGCAUAGGACUGCUUCAGAAGAUGAAUGAGAAACUUAAACCACAUUAGAAAUAGUUUAUUCCUGUACAAUAUAAAUAAUAUAACUGUGUGAAUUAACUAAAGUUAUCUCAGGAGGUUAUAUGGUUCAUUAAAAUCAAGUAUUUUCAUUUUCAAAACGAACUUUGGCAUAAGCAAUAUGAGUUGUAAAGAAACAGUAUGAGAGGUGAGUCUUUUUUCUAGAUUGAUAGUUCAGUUCUGACAACUUGAAUGUGGUGUGAUUGCUGAUACGAUCCUGCUCGUAAUGUAGCUCUGAAAUGAGAAUAGUCUGCUCUCUCUCUCUCCCACUCCCAGUUAGCAAUUGUUGAGUCAAAUAAUGAUAAUAAUAAUAUGAUCACACUUUAAAAGCAAGAACAGUGUGUUUUUGGCUAGGACCAGCAUGUGAUUGUCUAGGGCAGUGUUUCUCAACCUUGGCAACUUCAAGCUGUGUGGACCGCAACUCCCAG